CAGUUUUAAAAAUUUCUAAAGCGCGAAAGCUAUUGAAUUCCCAACCCGGAACAGUUUCUCGCUGACUGAAGCACUGAUGAGUUGUGUUUUGUUAAAAUACCUAAACGAUGGCCAAAUGUGUAGUGAUAGCCUAUUUUAUUGGAGUCUGGAUCCUUCUCUUGCAUUCAUCCAACGCUUUUAAUGUGGUGUCUCAAUAUGAGUUUGACAUGUUUAAGGCUGAAAUCCACGGAAGACUGGAAACAAUGGAAGCGAUACUUCACAAAAUAUCGGAGAGCUUUGACAAUACAAAAUUCUUAGGUACUCCUGGUCCCCCAGGUCGCCCUGGUCCUAGAGGCGUAAAAGGAGAGCCUGGUGAGCCAGUCAAUCCUGGCAUUUCGGAGAAUGCUGGCCCAGCUGGCUUUCAUGCCAGAAGUGGCUAUCUAUUCGGACCCCCUGGACCUCCUGGACCUCCUGGUUCUCCGGGCAGGCCAGGAAAGCAAGGAAAUGUUGGUAAGACUGGCUUGUCAUGCAAAACCUGCGAACCAGGACUUCCAGGCUUGCAAGGUCCUCCGGGGCAGAAGGGCGAUCGCGGCGACCCAGGCUUCUCCGGCAUGAAAGGCGAUCGUGGGUUUGUCGGCUUGGUAGGCCAUCCCGGCAUGCAAGGACCCAAGGGAGAGCCCGGCUGUGGCUGUCUGCACAAGAAGGGCGAACAUGGUAACCCACUUGAUUUUGGUAUUUAUAGCACUACGGACUUUGAAUCGGAAGACGGAUCUGGCAUUUAUACUUGGAAUGUGAAUUAAUGAUUCUUUAAGAAUAAAGCCUUUAAUUGAGUACUCCUACAAA
Molecule: messenger RNA, 822 nt
Organism: Drosophila rhopaloa
Lineage: Eukaryota; Metazoa; Arthropoda; Insecta; Diptera; Drosophilidae
Product: collagen alpha-1(XXIII) chain-like
Exons: 2
Coding region: 108-779 (223 amino acids)
Source: RefSeq, a predicted model, not a curated record